GUUAAACCGGAAAAGUGAGGGAUGAGAGAGAAUUCCGGAGAAGUUCGGAAGACACGCUGUGUUUUAGGUGCCGUGCAGGCUUUAGAGGCUGGGCGGUAUUGGCUUCUUAUUUGACAUUUCCUGACGGGGUGAUGUUGACCCGGCUGAAAGCAAAAUCAGAGAGGAAGCUUGCAAAACAGAUUUGCAACGUUGUUUUGGAUCAUUUUGAAAAGCAAUAUUCCAGAGAACUUGGAGAUGCCUGGAAUACAGUAAGGGAUAUACUAACAUCUCCAUCCUGUUGGCAAUAUGCUGUUCUUCUUAACCGGUUCAAUUAUCCUUUUGAACUGGAAAAGGAUUUACGUUUGAAGGGCUAUCACUCACUCUUUCAAGGAUCUUUGCCCUAUUAUCCCAAAUCAAUGAAGUGUUACCUUAGCAGAACUCCACACAUAAUGCCUUCAGAAAGACACCAGAUUGGAAAUCUGAAAAAAUACUAUCUCUUGAAUGCUGCCUCUCUUCUCCCCGUACUGGCUCUGGAAUUGAGGCAUGGGGAGAAGAUUCUGGAUCUGUGUGCUGCCCCUGGAGGUAAAUCCAUAGCUCUGCUGCAGUGUGCUUAUCCAGGUUAUCUUCAUUGUAAUGAAUAUGAUAGUCUGAGAUUGAGGUGGCUGAGGCAGACCUUAGAAUCUUUCAUCCCACAGCCCUUGGUAAAUGUAAUUAAAGUGUCUGAAUUGGAUGGCAGAGAAAUGGGAGAUGCCCAGCCUGAAACAUUUGACAAGGUAUUAGUUGAUGCUCCAUGUUCAAAUGAUCGAAGCUGGUUGUUCUCUUCUGAUUCUCAGAAGGCAGCCUGUAGGAUAAGCCAAAGGAGGAAUUUGCCUGUUCUACAGAUAGAACUCUUAAGGUCUGCAAUUAAGGCCUUACGUCCUGGAGGGCUGCUUGUGUACUCAACAUGCACACUUUCCAAGGCAGAAAAUCAAGAUGUGAUCAGUGAAGUUUUAAACUCCUGUAAUAACAUCAUGCCUGUGGACAUUAAGGAAAUGGCAAGAGCUUGCUCCCAAGACUUCACAUUUGCACCCACUGGCCAGGAAUGUGGGCUUUUGGUGAUUCCAGAUAAGGGGAAAGCCUGGGGCCCAAUGUACGUGGCCAAAUUGAAAAAAUCACAAACUACUUGAAAUUGUUGAUAAGCAUUUUUGUAAACCAUUGCAUGGAUAGUACAUAAAUGUAUUAUUGUAUUUAUUUUUCUACUUUCUCUCCGGGUUAACAUUUAAAUAAUAAUGGAGUCACUUUCCCUAGGUCUGUUUGGAAUUCUAUUUAACUGAUACUUUAGCAUCUCGGAAUUUUUCAAAUGUAUUUUUUCCUGGAAAUAUAGCUAUAGUAAUGAUUUAAGAUGGUGCAGAUGGUGUUUGUUCUGCAUAAUAAAUCUACUGUCUUUUACUUGGCAUUUUGUAGUUAAAUUAAUCAGGAUACAUUGUCUUAUGCAUUAAAUGUUAGAAAUACAUUCCAUCCAUAAUCUUGGUGCUUUGAACCUUUAAAAAUGCACCUUUGCUGGCCCUCUUGUCAUUUUUUUUUCCUAUCAAAUAUAUAGAUUCUUUCAGAGUUUUUUCUCCCUUUUCUGUAAGAACUGAUUGGUAUUCUGAGACUAACUUCUUAUAAACACUAUUUCUAGUGCUAACAAAAUACAUUUCUCAUUUGCCAAGUUGUUUUUUGUUAAGAACUAUCUCUUGUUUACUGCAAAGGUCAGUGACUCUAUUGACACUAGCUUUAUUUCUCCACUUUUUUUUGUAUUCACAAAUACAAAUUGAAAGGGUAAAUUAUGUUGAAAGGCCAUUAGAACAGCAGAUUCACAUGCACAUGUUUGACUUUCGACAUUCAGCUUGUAGAAUAAUGGAGUCUAUCCAGCAGGCUAUAAAGCAAGUACUUGAGACAAAACCAGAAUGAUUAAUAACUGCAAUAACUGAACUAUAUUUGGAGAGUUUUGCUACAUAAUUGCAGUCAUAAUGAGCACUACAGAAUCUGAUUAUCUUACAGUUGCAAUCUGGAGGGGCAUUUUAUUUCACUCCGUUAUGAAAUGUUAUCUGAGAGUAUGAUGUCACAUAUUAAUGUACAAGAGGGAGAUGCCUAAUGAGAGUGGAUUAUACUAUUACCAAAACCCAAUACCAUUUACUAAGUGGCUCUCCUUGUUUACACAAAUCCUGGGAAUAUUGUGUACAUGUCUGUUUUAUGUACUUGGGAUUUUAGCCUCAGGUUUGGAUUGUGUUUUCUCUAGAAAUUGCUUCACUCAGAGUCAAAACAUAUUUUUGUAACUAUUAAGAAAAAUUAUAUAGCGUAUUUCAAAAAUUCUAUUUAGAAAUUAGCUUAAAAAAAAAAACCUCUUGACUAUAGAAAUACAAAAUUCUGCUGAAGCGGAAUCCUUUUGAAUUGUUAUAUUACUAUUUGCUCAUUUACUGUUUUUACUUUGCAAACAUGUAUAACUGGGUUCCUGUAACUGGGAAGUCCUGAUUAGAAUGUUUUUCUGUAUCUUCAUUGCCUUAACCAUUUUGUUUCCUUUAUAUCCAGCCAAUAUGUUUGAAGAAAACUUGAUCUCUUGGACUCAAUCAAAUGUACCAGGUUAAUACAGAAGAUUAAUAAUGAUGGAAAA
This is a messenger RNA of Phacochoerus africanus (Common warthog), 2611 nucleotides long. RefSeq names its product NOP2/Sun RNA methyltransferase 3 (gene NSUN3). Gene Ontology annotation, biological process: rRNA methylation. Lineage: Eukaryota; Metazoa; Chordata; Mammalia; Artiodactyla; Suidae. The transcript has 6 exons. Gene Ontology annotation, cellular component: mitochondrial large ribosomal subunit. Bases 132 to 1145 code for a protein of 337 amino acids. Gene Ontology annotation, molecular function: methyltransferase activity. The record is from RefSeq and is a predicted model, not a curated record.